This is a messenger RNA of Biomphalaria glabrata, 2714 nucleotides long. RefSeq lists its product as uncharacterized. Lineage: Eukaryota; Metazoa; Mollusca; Gastropoda; Planorbidae. The transcript is spliced from 7 exons. The coding region runs from base 1006 to 1857 and encodes 283 amino acids. Gene Ontology annotation, cellular component: plasma membrane. The record is from RefSeq and is a predicted model, not a curated record.
ACACAGAUCGCGUGUUCAGGUCACAUUGAGUACGGUAUGUGUUCAGGAGACUACAUCUGCCAGUCUUCGCUGCUAGUUUUACAUAAUUUAUCUACACUUAAUAUCAUCGUGUGGACAGUAUUAGUUCUCCAGUUUAAAAUACGAGUGUUUAACACGUCAGUGAUCAUUCGCUAGAAAUGUGCGCAGGAAAACUUAGUGUUUCUAUUUCGUGUAACUUUUAAUUCUUUUAAAGAGGCACUGUUUUACAUACAAUACAAAAACAAAACAACCUUCAGAUUGUAUUACUAUUUAGUAAAUAACUUUUAAAUAUAAUCGUUAUUUUUUACAAGUAUUGAUAUUCAUGGAGACACAAUUAUAAUCUUUGUUUCUUGCUUUGAUGUGAAUAGUUUAAGUGUUCGUAUCACCUGAGCGUUUGAGUCUAUUGUUAAUGAUAGUUUUAUGUCUACCCCAUUCACACCUGAUCCAUGUCUCUGUUUCCUAGCAGACGUAGAGUGAGUUACACACAUACAUGAAAACGUCAUAAAAAAAAUGGAUUAGGAGCAUGACCUUGGGCAGUCCCAGGCAGUAGCUGUCGACAGCGUGCUAGCAGAGCGCUCUAAGGUUUGAUGGAUGUGCUAGGAGGGAUGGGAGCGUUCACGGUUUUGUUUACAUCUCUUGGUUUCUUUUUGAUGAUUUAAAUAAGGGCCUGCCUGCGCCUCCCUGGCCUGCUCAAGCGAUUCUAAUGGACUGUUUCGAGUGUCGUGCCAGAGAGAUGAAGGAAUUGUGAUGUGAAUAAAACUGUCAAAAUAGAUCCGGUGUUGAGUGAUGCGCGACGAGGCAAGAAAUAAAUAUAUUUAUUUCCAUAGGCCUACAGCUUCGUAAAAAUCUGAUUAGAACAAAAAAAUCGGCAAACUUUAAGAUGCUGGUGUGCCCCAAAUGAAUUCCUCAUCCACAAAAAUACUGGAUCUCUACCCACUCGGUUGCUUGUUGAUUUGAUUCCAAGCUACCUCAGUCCGACUCUCAAUUAUGGAGCAGCCCAAAGAGCAGAGAACUCCUUCCAAGAAAAGUGGCUCAAAGCGGAGCACGAAAAGCCGUGCCAGACCUCAAAGACACAAACUCUCGUACAAAACCCGCGCGGCCACGUGGCUGGAACCCAGGAUAUUAAUGAUCACCACUGGGGUCACGCUUCUGGGUGUCUUGUUCCAGGUGAUCGCCAUAGCCACAGAGAGCUGGCUCAUCAUGAACGUCCACGGUGAGGGCGUCUACAGGAACUCAUCAGGGAAAUUUUUACUGGAAGCCUACACGGGCUUGUGGCGGCUCUGCAGAGUGGAACUAGAGAAGAAAGUAGACCAGGCUGGAAAGGAAGUGGAAAUAGUACAUGAAACCUGUGAACGACACAACUUAUUUCCAAAAGGUGACGAUAAAAAUGAAGGCCAGCCCAUUGACAGCCAUCAUCUAGAACUGGACGUGAAGAGGAUGUUCCAGAUUGAUUAUACUCGCACGGCCAUUGCCUUCACUCUCAUGGCCCUGUUCAUCAUGGCCAUUGGCCAUUGUUUCGCUUUCUACGCGCUACGCCGGCCACGUUACAUUAUCAAGAGAUUGGCAGCGCUGCUUCACUUUAUGACGGCCGCCUGCCUUUUAGUCUUAAAUGAAGUGUUUAUCAAAACAGUGGACCACGAGAAGAAAUCAAUGCCAGACCGAAUACCCUUAGAGUCCGUCACACGCUACGGAUACAGCUUUAUAUUAUCCUGGAUAGUCUUCGUGCUCUUUAUCCUAGCAGGGCUUAUCUUUCUCUUUAUGUCGCACAAGAAAAAACCAGAGUACACAGACGGGAACGAGGCUAUAGAAGACGAGCCCGUGGAAAUUUUCAGACGAUAGCAGACGACAAAAGCAGCUUUUUUUUUUAAUUGUGUAGCUGAAUCUUGUUUAUUUAAUAUUUUUAAUUAUAUAUUGAUAUCUUUUUUUUUUCCUACACGACUACGAAUGAAUGUCUUGGAAUUUGAAUGGCUUAACUAUAAUAACUAGAUCUGACCAAGACUAUAAAUUGAAUAUAACUAGAUCUGACCAACACUAUAAAUUGAGGCGUUAUCUAGGAGUUCUAGGAGACUUGAGACAUUUAUGCUUCUAAACAUCUUGCUGCAAGGGCGAAUCCAAAAAUUAUUUGGGGGGGGGGGGGGGGGUGAAGGGUUAUAAUAGCCUUUUCCCUUCACGCCAUUCUAAUCCUUAGUUUUGGAGUUGAGUGGUAACAUGCAGCACAUUGAUUUAUUUUUAUUUUUACAUUUACAAAUUACUCCCAGAUUCUUCUAAUUGGUCGAGUACAGCGCCACAAGUGGAGGUUUUUUUGUUUGGGGGGGGGGGGGGGUUCGGAGGGUAAGGAAAUCUUAAAAUAACUCCAAGGUUAGAAAUAAAAAGUAUCAACAAGUUGUAGACAUGUACAACAGUUGUGACAGCAGAGCACAAAAAGACCCUGUCCUCAAUCUUCAAGCGAGGGUGAUAGUCAAGCAAAGGGGUGAUGCUUUCAACUGCCCCCCUCCUGACUCUGUUAAUGAACAUGAAAAACUCUGCGUGGGUUUUCUUUUUGAAAUACAUUCUAACACUGAAAGUUUAUUGACUCGCCUUUUGCUAGUCCAAGCCCAGGAUUAGCCGUGAUAAGAACAUUUCCCCUCCCCUCCCCCCCCCCCAACCUCUAAUGCCCAGGAUUAGCCGUGAUCAGAACAUUUCCCCUCCCCCCCCCC